Molecule: messenger RNA, 1412 nt
Organism: Ahaetulla prasina
Lineage: Eukaryota; Metazoa; Chordata; Lepidosauria; Squamata; Colubridae
Gene: ACBD7
Product: acyl-CoA binding domain containing 7
Exons: 4
Coding region: 154-420 (88 amino acids)
Biological process (GO): fatty acid metabolic process
Molecular function (GO): fatty-acyl-CoA binding
Source: RefSeq, a predicted model, not a curated record
AGUAGUACAGCCCCUGGCGCCACGUCACAGUCCCGCUCCAGUCACAAAACCGGCCUCUCCGGGCUCAUAAAAAAGACUGCGGGGAAAGCGCGCGCUUAGUGCCGGAUCCGCUGCCCGUUCAUAAGAGUGCAGGUGUUGGGUGCACGGAGCAACAUGACACUCCAGACUGACUUUGAGACUGCUGCAGUAAAUGUUAAAAAAUUAAAAUCCAAGCCCACCGAUGAUGAAUUAAAGGAACUGUAUGGACUCUACAAACAGGCCACUGUAGGAGACAACAACACUGAGUGCCCUGGGAUGUUGGAUUUGAAAGGCAGAGCCAAAUGGGAGGCUUGGAAUCUGAAGAAAGGUAUAUCAAAAGAUGAUGCUAUGAAAGCCUAUAUUUCUAAAGCAAAUGAAAUGAUCCAGAAAUAUGGAAUGUAGAAUUUCCUUAAACACUUCACCUUCAAGUAGGCUCAUGGUACUUUCAAAUGUUAUUAAUGUUAAUGUUCCGACCUAAAACUUAAUCUGUAAUAAUUUCAUCUUAAUCAUUAUGACAUUGAUUGUACUUGUUUACAAUACAUUAUGUAUCUUAAAACAUAACUUGUUUCCACCAGUAUUUUAGACUCAUCAUUCCAGUGAUACUAUACUAUACUAUACGAUACUAUACUAUACUCUUGUGAUACUAAAGUCUCAAUCAUUUAUAAUAGCAUAACCCUUUGUGAUCACUGCUUUAUCAGAUGUGUGGAACAUAAUUCUGAGAGAAUAGCACUAUAAUACACACACACAGUGAUUAUUGCUGGUAAAAGCAGUAUUUAAUGAGAGUGGGAUACUAAAUGACAGGUUAAACCUGGUGACAAUGACAGAUUAAUUUAUUAUUAACAAAAUAAAACAAUUGGAUGAAGCACAAUUUUGCAUUUAUGAGGUUCUUAUGGUCUCAGUUUAUUUUGCAAGAAAUAGUCAAGUCUGCUAAUGAUAAGCUUCUUAACGAAUUCUAGCUGUGCCAUUUCAUAGUAUUUAUAAUUCCACUUCUAAAGGAUAGCCAUUUUGAGAGCAUGAUAGCGUUGAAGUUUCCCCAUUACUCUUUGGUGUCAGAUUUGGGUUGUUGUUUUUUCUUCUUUUGUUUCUAGAAUAGCCAAUUCGUUCAUAAUAAUUUAUAGAAAAGUACAGGUAGUCCUUCACUUACGAUACCUUUUGAAUGUGUGCCUAUAAAGUGAGGAAUUUACAGGAUGGCAGAAUCUGGGUCAUCAACAGAUUAUCAAGCAGUUGAUUAUUGAAUUUAAGAUUAAAAAUUAAACAACAAUCUAGUAGACUACAAAGACUAGGAUUUAUCUACACUUGCCGCCUAAAUCUUCUAAAGUUAUUUCAACACACUACUGUGCGUAAUGUGCCCAACAUUUCUGUUGCUAAGUCAAUUAUUAAACUGUUAAAAAUGA